Molecule: messenger RNA, 4329 nt
Organism: Salvelinus fontinalis (brook trout)
Lineage: Eukaryota; Metazoa; Chordata; Actinopteri; Salmoniformes; Salmonidae
Product: zinc finger protein ZFP2-like
Exons: 3
Biological process (GO): negative regulation of transcription by RNA polymerase II
Molecular function (GO): DNA-binding transcription repressor activity, RNA polymerase II-specific
Source: RefSeq, a predicted model, not a curated record
GAGAGAGGCGUGACUAUCAUGGAUCCUCUGGGGAGCCUCAAAAACAUCCUGAUGCUGACGAGGCAGAGAAGAGUCUCUCCAGAUCACAACUCCUCCAGAAACACCAGCAGAGACCCACAGGGAAGAAAUCUAACUGCUGCUCUGACUGUGGGAAAAGAUUCAACUCUUCAGUAAAACUUAAAAUACACCAGAGAACACACAAAGGAGAGAAAUCUUUUAACUGUAAUCAAUGUGGGAAGAGUUUUACUACAUCUGGCUCUCUGAUUUUACACCAGAGAACACACACAGGAGAGAAACCUUAUAGCUGUGAUCAAUGUGGGAAGAGUUUUACAACAUCUAGCCAGCUGACUAUACACCAGAGAAUACACACAGGAGAGAAACCUUAUAGCUGUGAUCAAUGUGGGAAGAGUUUUACCACAUCUGGUCAUCUGACUUUACACCAGAGAACACACACAGGAGAGAAACCUUAUAGCUGUGGUCAAUGUGGGAAGAGUUUUGGUCAAGCUAGCCAGCUGACAGUACACCAGAGAACACACACAGGAGAGAAAUCUUAUAGCUGUGGUCAAUGUGGGAAGAGUUUUGGUCAAUCUAUCAAUCUGAAAGUGCACCAGAGAAGACACAUAGGAGAGAAACUCUAUAGUUGUGAUCAUUGUGGGAAGAGUUUUGUUACAUCUGACCAGCUGACAGUACACCAGAGAAUACACACAGGAGAGAAACCUUAUAGCUGUGAUCAAUGUGGGAAGAGUUUUACUACAUCUGGCUCUCUGACUUUACACCAGAGAACACAUACAGGAGAGAAACCUUAUGGCUGUGGUCAAUGUGGAAAGAGUUUUGGUCAAUCUAGCCAGCUGACAUUACACCAGAGAACACACACAGGAGAGAAACCUUUUAGCUGUGGUCAAUGUGGAAAGAGUUUUUGUCAAUCUAGCAAUCUGACAGUGCACCAGAGAAGACACACAGGAGAGAAAGCCUAUAGUUGUGAUCAAUGUGGGAAGAGUUUUGUUAAAUCUGACCAGCUGACGGUACACCAGAGAAUACACACAGGAGAGAAACCUUAUAGCUGUGAUCAAUGUGGGAAGAGUUUUACUACAUCUGGCUCUCUGACUGUACACCAGAGAAUACACACAGGAGAGAAACCGUAUAGCUGUGAUCAAUGUGGUAAGAGUUUUGGUCAAUCUAGCCAGCUGACAUUACACCAGGGAAAACACACAGGACAGGAACCUUAUAGUUGUGGUCAAUGUGGGAAGCGUUUUGGUCAAUCUAGCCAGCUGACAUUACACCAGAGAACACACACAGGAGAGAAAUCUUGGAGCUGUGAUCAAUGUGGGAAGAGAUACUCUAGUAAAAGAUCUCUGAGCAAACAUCAGAAAAUACAUGAAGGAGAAGAGAAAGACGUUUCAGUGAAAGAAGAGGAGGAGGGGGAGAUUACGGUCUCAUCGGAAGAAGAGGAUGAGGAAACUGGAUAUCUGGGCCCGAUUUCCCAAACGCAAUUUAAGGCAUCCAGUGGUUCUAAAGAUGAACUUAGCCAUAAGAUGGUUUUGAGAAACCGGGCCGUGAUUACCACUGGAGAGAGAUGUGACUAUCGUGGAUCCUCUGGGGAGCCUCGACAACAUCAUGAGGCAGAGAAAAGUCUCUCCAGAUCAGACCUCCUCAAGAAACACCAGCAGAGAUCCACAGGGAAGAAAUCUCACUGCUGCUCUGACUGUGGGAAAUGUUGCAAAUCUUCAUCAGAACUUAAAAUACACCAGAGAACACACACAGGAGAGAAACCAUAUGGCUGUGCUCAAUGUGGGAAGAGUUUUUCUACAUCUAGCCAUCUGACUGUACACCAGAGAACACACACAGGAGAGAAACCAUAUAGCUGUGAUCAAUGUGGGAAGAGUUUUGCUAAAUCUAGCCAUCUGACUGUACACCAGAGAACACACACAGGAGAGAAACCAUAUAGCUGUGAUCAAUGUGGGAAGAGUUUUGCUAAAUCUAGCCAUCUGACUACACACCAGAGAACACACACAGGAGAGAAACCAUAUAGCUGUGAUCAAUGUGGGAAGAGUUUUGCUAAAUCUAGCCAUCUGACUGCACACCAUAGAAAACACACAGGAGAGAAACCAUAUAGCUGUAAUCAAUGUGGGAAGAGUUUUUCUACUCCUGGCUAUCUAACUAUGCACCAGAGAAUACACACAGGAGAGAAACCAUAUAGCUGUAAUCAAUGUGGGAAGAGUUUUUCUACUCCUGGCUAUCUAACUAUACACCAUAGAACACACACAGGAGAAAAACCAUAUAACUGUGAUCAAUGUGGGAAGAGUUUUACUUGGCCAAAAAGCCUGAAUAUACACAAGCGGACACACACAGGGGAAGAGAUACUCUGAUAAAAGAUCUCUGAUUAAACAUCAAAUACAUGAAGGAAUUGUUUCAUGAUAUCAAUUAAAUAAUGUCACAAUGUAGAAUGUUUUAACAUUGUAGUAGGAGUAUUUUAAUGAUGUCACAAUGUAGAACCCUAAACGUUUGUCCCCUGUUCUAUUGAUUUCAACAUGAUAUGGAUAUUAGACUCAGGGGGAAAAUCCAGGCUCUGAAUGGAAAGAGUACUAUUUAUGUGAUUUAUCAGAAAGUGACUAACACAAAAAUAGCUGUGUUACACUUACCACAUUGGUGACCCACUAGAAUCAAAAUACAACACUUCAAAAUGUAACUUGCUGUUUUCUACAAGUUGUCCUCUAACCAGGGAUGUACACAUUAUUCCCAGAUUCCGUGUGGUUUUUGAGCUGUUAGUUUUAACAGGACGUGCAACCUCAUCUCCCUUCUGUCACACAACUGAUUUCAACAUGAUAUCGAUGAGUGAUGACAAAUAAGUGUUGUGUUCCUUUGUUUAGCGACCCCUACAUUUAAAUGCAUCACUCCAAAAUGUAGCUGACUGUCUUCUGCAGGUUGUCCUCUAAUCAGUGAGGUAAAAUAUAUCUCCCAUUUCCAUGUGUUUUUUUGUUGUGUUAGUUUCAACAGCACGUACAACCUGAUUUCCCCCCUAAUUAAUAUCAGUGAUUUAUUGCUACUUGUCAAAACAACAGCGUUUUUGGUGCUUGUGCAGUUAAUAAGGAGCUUGUUUAAAAAAUACAAGUAAUGUGAUUAUUGUGGCAGUUUGUGUAUAUCGUACAUUUUAUGUUUAGGUUUUCAAUAUAUCACAAACUGUUUCUGCAUAUUGGUUAUUGAUUUAGACACAUUAUAACUGUGUUUGGACAUUGGCCCACUGUUCCUAGGCCGUCGUUGUUAAAUAAAAAGUAGAGUUCUAGAAUCUAGUGAGUUUUAGGAUUCUAUAGAAAGAAAAAUGCUGCCAUUUUAAUAUUUGAGAAAUUAACCAAUGAUAUUAGGCCACUCUUGGCCAUGAUUACAGACACCUGUGUGUCUUGACGCUAUAUAUAAACGAGUCAACCCGCAGUGUCUGUGAUUGUACCUUGAUGAAGACAGCUUGCCUGUCAAAACGUUGGUAAAUUAAAUAUUUUUGCAUCUGAGCUAGUGUGCGGCUCUCCUUUAUUUUUGAGGUUGGACUUAAGCAAGUAUAGCUCGUUAGCACGUAGGACGCACUGAUUGGUGUCACCUCGUUAGUCUGUAUGUGUUACACCUGUGCUGGCUUGUCCAUCUCGUUAGUGGGAAGGUGUUUCACCUGAGCUGGUCCAGGUUCUAUUUAAGAGUGUCUGGCCCAGUGCUCCAGUUGUCUUGCUAGAUGUGGAGAGUCAACACCUUUAGUUGCUCCACCUUUUUGGUUUGCUUCCUGUCUUUAAGUUUGGUGUGGGUUUUCUUUUGUUUGCCUCUUCUUGGGCAGAUUUAGUGGGUGUCAUAGUGGGUGUCUUUUAGGUCCCAGUUGUUACCAGUCAAUUUUCAAUCGAUGCCCCCGUAGUGUCUUUCAGAGCCCCUCCUAAAAAACAAGUUAUGUUUUGGGUUGGAUGUAGCAUUAUAUUGUUAAUAUUUGAAUCAAUGGCAUUUCCUUUGCAAUGCUCAUUAGUCUUUCAGUUGUUCUUUGUUUUUUUAUCCUCAAUAUUUCUGUUUUUUUUUCAUUGUUUUUUUUCUGAGAAGCCAUUGUGUUGCAUCCAUGUCUGAAAUGUGCUUAGGUCCCAGUUGUUGUUACUAGUCAAUUUACAGUAGACACCCUCAUAGUGCCUUUCAGAACCCUCCUAAAAAACAAGCUAAUAUUUUGGGUUGGUUAUUGCAUCCAAUAAAUAUUUUAAUCAAUGGAAUUUCCUUGAAAUGUUCAUUUUUCUUCUGUUUGUGUACUAACUUUUUGAUUAAUUUCAUAGUCUUUUAUUUGUUUUUUUCUUGUUCCUGUUCCAUUCAUGGCAGAAA